This is a messenger RNA of Aureobasidium melanogenum CBS 110374, 747 nucleotides long. Its product is annotated as O-methyltransferas-like protein family 3. The record is from RefSeq and is a predicted model, not a curated record. The transcript has a single exon. Gene Ontology annotation, molecular function: O-methyltransferase activity; S-adenosylmethionine-dependent methyltransferase activity. Lineage: Eukaryota; Fungi; Ascomycota; Dothideomycetes; Dothideales; Saccotheciaceae. The coding region runs from base 1 to 747 and encodes 248 amino acids.
AUGACCCAACAACAGCAAACUUCAGGUCCAUUCACAGGCAUCUGCGAUCCAGAUCCCAAUGCCGUAUGGGUAGCCACAGACCUCUACACCCUCUCUCACCUCGACCCUCCAACCACCCACAACAGCAAGAUUCUGAAAAGUACCCUCGACAACGCCUCCGCUCAAGGUCUACCUGCCAUCUACUCCUCGCGCGCAUUUGCAAAAUUUCUAGCUCUUCAAGCCAAAGCCAUAAACGCAAAGCACUUUCUCGAAGUCGGUACUUUGGGAGGCUAUGCUAGUAUAUGGCUGGCAUCUGAGAAUCCUAGCCUCAAAGUCACGACGCUGGAAUACAAUCCUCAUCAUGCUGAGGUUGCUAGAGAGAAUAUAGAAAAUGCUGGACUUUCUGAUCGGAUUACUGUUCAUGUGGGAGCUGGGAUGCAGACACUGCCUGUUGUUCUUUCCGAUAUUGAGGCUGGAAAGCUGGACAAGUUUGAUAUGGUCUAUGUGGAUGCAGAUAAGAUGAACAACUGGAACUACGUCGAUCUUGCCAUCGAGGGAUGCAGGAAGGGAGCUAUUAUUGUUGUGGACAAUGUCGUACAGGGUGGACAAAUUGCCAGUGGGAUUGAGCGCUCUGACAAACCGGGAUAUGUUAGUGGUGCUCGGGAAGUCAUUGAGAAAGUGGGCAAGGAUGAAAGAGUCACUGGUACCGUUAUCCAGACUGUGGGAGAGGGCAAUUAUGAUGGCUUCCUCUUUGCUAUCGUCCAGUGA